GUUUGAAGAGGUUUAAAGAAUUGCUAAAUGUAGGUACCACGCAGAGAAUCUGUGCAAUUAUUAGUCAAACCAAACUGGAAGGGGGCAGCGAAUGACCGCACAGGUUAAAGCUGCCAGAAAUAAAGCAACCAACAACAACAACAAGCUGGAAAGUCUUCACCAGGAGACACUUCCAUCACAAUAACAGCCGCUGAAAAUAUGAGCCGACCCGGCAAGCCCGCCUCCGAGCUGGUCGUGUGCCGCGUCUGCAUGAGCCACGGCAAGCAGCUGGUUCCGUUCGCCCGGUACGACGCCGACCGGAAGGCGUACCGGCUGGCGGACGCCAUCUCCGCCGUCGGAGCCGUCCAGGUCGAGAACGGCGACGGGCUGCCCCAGUACUGCUGCGUUCGCUGCUUGCGCGAGAUCGAGUCGGCGUUCAAGGUGCAGCGCAUGUGCCAGGAGACGGACUGGAAGCUGCGCGAGAUGUACCCGCAGCGGGAGCCGGCAAAACGGAAGGUGCCGGCGGAAGUUCGACCCGUGGUGGAGGUUAUGAAGGAGGAGGAAGAGUUGGUCUUCAAAGAGGAAUACGAGGAAUCUCGGUUACAGGAGACCGUCGCAGGAGUUGUGGCUAUCAAGCAGGAGGUUGAGGAGCUGUCGCAACCGUUGGAUGGCGCCGAACAUGCUGUUAGUAUUAAAGAGGAGAUCGAUGAGGUGAUGGAGGUGGCUGAGUCUGAUGAGGCCGUUGAAAAGCAGUGUCAAUCGGACGGCGAUGUUACUAGAGAAGCAAAAAUCUGCUGUGGCUGCUCGCGAUACUGUUUGUCAAAAGAGGAAUUGAUCAAGCACAGCCUAAAAAUGCAUUAUACGCAACACUCAGGACCGGACAAACAACGGCCCUUUGCGUGCGACAUCUGCUACCGAAACUUACCGAACAAGAAUGAUCUGGACGCGCACAAAAGGCAUUUACGCGAUGAGAGAAAGAAAUAUGAGUGCGGAAAAUGCGGAAAGGGGUUCUAUACCACAAAAAGUUUGCUUUUUCACCGCAGAUCUCACGGUCCAGACCCGUUCAAGUGCCACAUGUGUCCAUUCGUUACGGCCACAUCAACUCAGCUAAGAGCUCACGUCCAAAAGCACAGCGUGUCCAAUGGCACCUAUAAAUGCUUUGUGUGUGGAACCUGUUACAACACUCCGGCGAAUCUGAAGAAACACACUGCAACGCAUCCGUACAAACUUCCGCAGAAGUGCCCCUACUGCCCGCGUGUGUUCAACGUUAAAAAGUGGCUCACACAUCACAUCAACAAACAUCGUCAACAUGGAGAGUUGGGCAAUCAGGGCAUUAAGAGUAAAUAAAAUAAACUUCAAACCACCAAAACAAUGUUUCAUUCCAUCUUCAGCUUAGCGAUAUCACCCUUAUCAGUAAAUGACCGAUUAGUCGAU
Molecule: messenger RNA, 1413 nt
Organism: Culex pipiens pallens (northern house mosquito)
Lineage: Eukaryota; Metazoa; Arthropoda; Insecta; Diptera; Culicidae
Product: zinc finger protein 572-like
Exons: 2
Coding region: 199-1326 (375 amino acids)
Biological process (GO): regulation of transcription by RNA polymerase II
Cellular component (GO): nucleus
Molecular function (GO): DNA-binding transcription factor activity, RNA polymerase II-specific; zinc ion binding; RNA polymerase II transcription regulatory region sequence-specific DNA binding
Source: RefSeq, a predicted model, not a curated record